AUCGCCAUGUAUUUCAAAACGAGCCUUCUUUUGUUAUCGUUAAUUCCUGGAUUGGCUAGAUGCGCCGAUUCAAGAAACACCGAGAAAAGCAAGCGUUUUGACGCAUCGAGUUCAUCAUACGCUGUCAAGCAACCCCCAUUGACUACCAACUGGACGUAUACAGCUGGCACCAAUCCAUGGCCGGAAUAUCCUAGACCUCAGUUGGAACGUACCGAGUGGGUCAAUUUGAACGGUAUCUGGAGGUAUGAGAAUGCAUCUAGCUUGAAUGCAGUCAACAGUCCGCCUUUCAAUGUGACCCUCGCACAAGAAGUUCUUAUUCCAUCUUGUUUGGAGAGUGGUUUAUCAGGAAUUCAAGGAAAGAACACUCUUUACUCCUGGUUCUCAACCUCAUUUACUGUCCCAUCGCAUUGGCUUGAACGCAAACGGAGAGUCCUUCUCAAUUUUGGGGCGAUCGAUUAUGAGGCCACGGUAUUCGUUAACGGCCACAACGCCAGCUUCCAUCGUGGAGGAUAUUUCCAUUUUACUGUUGAUGCAACAGAUUACCUUUUACCUGGUACUGCAAAUGAGCUGCUUGUCUUUGUGCAUGAUCCAACAGAUAGUGGCGACUACGUUAUACCCAUCGGCAAGCAGACGUUGAACCCUUCUCACAUAUUCUAUACUCCUUGUAGUGGUAUAUGGCAAAGUGUCUGGGCUGAGGUGGCGCCGGAAAAUUACAUCACUCAGCUAGACUUGGCCGCUGAUAUGCACGGCGUCGUAAAUGUUACUGUUCAUAGUUUGCAGAAACAAGCAAAAAAAGUUCAAAUUGCCGUCAUUGAUCCGGAGUCCGGUAAUCAUGUGGCAUCUGGGCAUGGUUUCUCGGACCAACCAUUUCAGUUUUCUGUAUCGUCACCUAAGCUUUGGUCCCCAGACACGCCUAACCUCUACAAUAUCACCGUCAUAUUUAACCAAGAUACCAUUCACAGCUAUACAGGAUUUCGGACCGUCUCUAAAGGAACUGUCGAUGGUGUUGUUCGCCCCCUCCUAAACGGGGAGUUUAUCUUUUGGUUUGGAACGCUUGAUCAAGGAUUUUGGCCAGAUGGAAUUUAUUCACCACCCACCCGCGAUGCUAUGGUAUAUGACCUUGAGGUUCUGAAAAGUCUAGGCUUUAAUAUGCUUCGAAAACAUAUUAAAGUGGAACCAGCUCUAUUCUAUCGGGCAUGCGAUGAAUUGGGGCUGAUGGUCAUCCAAGAUAUGCCAGCUCUUCGGCCUUUGCAGACAAGAACAUUGUCUGAUGGUGCAACCGAAACUAUUCUUCCAGAUGACGCGCAGCAACAAGAGUUUAUUCGCCAGCUGGAACUUCUUGUGAACCAGCACAAAAGCUACCCAAGUAUCGUCACGUGGAUUAUCUAUAAUGAAGGAUGGGGUCAGUUAAUCGAGGGGUAUCCUGAAUUCGCAUUAACUGCCCGUGUCAAACAACUUGACCCAACACGUCUUAUCGAUUCCACAACGGGGUGGUAUGAUCACGGGGCUGGAGACUUCAGUGACAAUCACCAUUAUGCAAAUCCUCAGUGUGGCACGCCUUUCUACUCGAUUCAAUCUAGCCCGUAUAAUCCCACUCGGAUAGGAUUUCAGGGCGAAUUUGGAGGAAUUGGAAAUAAUGUCUCGAUUGAUCAUCUAUGGAAUGUCCAGGCUGCUGUGAACGGCAUUAACCAAACGUAUGAGAUUGACGAGACUAUUGAGAGUUGGAAUUACCGCAGCCAUCUCCUCCUCUCCGAAUUAAAGGACCAGGUCAGCCGGUUCUCGUGUAGUGGGGGUGUUUGGACCCAAACUACGGAUGUCGAAGGAGAGGUCAAUGGGCUGUUGACAUACGACCGCAAAGUUCUGAGACCAGAUAGAGACCAGUGGAAAGCCGAUAUUCAAGGCCUUUACGAGACUGCAGUUGCACGACGAAACUCUUCUAUGUCUACUCGUGCCCUUAGUGUGUGAUAAGCAUCGUGAACUCCUUCGCGGGCCACAGAAUGGCAAGUAUAAUAUUCCUCUAAAAUUAGUGGUUUUGUUAAGGUUGUCGCCCAUGUCCAAGUGAAUAUUUUAAUAUUAAAUCAUAACUAGCGGGUUUAUUCUAUCGAAAUUUGGAAGUCAUGAA
Molecule: messenger RNA, 2122 nt
Organism: Talaromyces proteolyticus
Lineage: Eukaryota; Fungi; Ascomycota; Eurotiomycetes; Eurotiales; Trichocomaceae
Product: glycoside hydrolase superfamily
Exons: 8
Coding region: 7-1965 (652 amino acids)
Biological process (GO): carbohydrate metabolic process
Molecular function (GO): hydrolase activity, hydrolyzing O-glycosyl compounds
Source: RefSeq, a predicted model, not a curated record